CCAUUCAUUUUCAUUUAGUUUCCAUCUCUCUCUCUAUACCUUCCACUCCUCUCCAGAAUAAUAAGAGAGAGAGGGAGAGAGAUUUAAUCUAAUCUUUUUUAUUUUAUUUAUUCAUAUUCGCAUCUGCAUUGGUUUCUUCAGCCAACUUGAAGAAUCACAAACUCUUUGUGCAGGUUUUGGGUUUUCAAAGGAGAUCUAAAAUUCCUUUCACUUGUGGCACGAUAAAUGGGUCUUGUUAUUAUAUAAGAAGACGCCAUUAACACAGAUCUUCGCCAAGUCAAUGCUUUGAUCUGAGUUCCGAUUCGACCCUGAAUCUGAAAUCAGAAGAUGAUGCGUAUGAGGACUAAAACAACAGAGUUGACUUCCAUGAAAGGAAGCUCAGCCCCUAAAGACGAGGGUGAAAACGAAUGGGAGGUCCGGCCAGGAGGAAUGCUGGUUCAGAAGCGAGACCCUGAUGAAGAACAGAAUCGUAUUCCUCCACCAACCAUAAGAGUUCGAGUCAAAUACAGAUCAAUAUACCACGAAAUCUUUAUCAGCUCUCAAGCCACAUUUGGAGAACUGAAGAAGAUGUUGACUGGACCAACAGGAUUACAUCAUGAAGAUCAAAAGCUGAUGUACAAAGAUAAAGAAAGGGCUUCAAAAACGUUUCUUGAUGCUGUGGGUGUCAAAGAUAAAUCAAAAAUGGUAUUGGUGGAAGACCCAAUUAGCCAAGAAAAGAGGUAUUUGGAGGCUAGAAAGAAUGCCAAGAUGGAGAAGGCUGCCAAAUCGGUAUCCGAAAUUAGCCUGGAAGUGGACAGGCUUGCCGGCCAGGUGUCGGCGCUUGAAUCGGUUAUCUCUAAAGGAGGGAAAGUGGCAGAGAAGAUGGUAUCAAAUCUGAUCGAGUUAUUGAUGAAUCAACUGCUUAAAUUAGAUGAAAUUAUGGUCGAUGGAGAUGUAAAUUUACAGAAGAAAAUGCAGGUUGAAAGGGUGCAGAGAUACGUUGAAACUCUUGAUGUUUUAAAGGUCAAGAACUCAACAGCAGGCAACAAAGGGAAUGAGAAUCAUGUUCCCAAGCAGGCGCCGUCACAACUCCGACCAAACAAAGAAUCCAACGAGCAUGGUGGCAACCACCACCCACAGCCACAAUCUAGGCGUUCAGUUGGGAAAUUUUCACCAAUGGCAGCGCCAGCUCAACAGCAAGAGCCGUCGAGUAAGAACACGUCAGGGGCAGUUGUGGUAACCACACAAUGGGAGACUUUUGAUUCCUUGCCGACAAUUUUUCCGGCCCCACCGUCAACAUCAACAUCAACCACCAGCCAAACAAUGCAACCCAACUUCAAUUGGGAUUUGCUCUAAAGUAGAGUUCAAAAUGUCUGUUUUAAUGUCUGUGUGUGAACGCGUGCCUUUUGGAUUUUUGCUCCAACUUGGUUUGGCAUCCCUCUUCAUUCUUUUUUGUACCUAGAGUUUUUUUUUUUCUUUUCCUUUUGGGUUAGCAUCUUCUCUUUUUCGUGUGCCAUUUCCUUCUCAAAUAAAAGGGAUUACUAUAAUACUAAUAAGCAUCACUUUAAUUUUCUUCUGUCA
Messenger RNA from Cynara cardunculus var. scolymus (artichoke), 1560 nucleotides. RefSeq names its product BAG family molecular chaperone regulator 2-like. Gene Ontology annotation, cellular component: cytoplasm. Gene Ontology annotation, molecular function: adenyl-nucleotide exchange factor activity; protein-folding chaperone binding. Lineage: Eukaryota; Viridiplantae; Streptophyta; Magnoliopsida; Asterales; Asteraceae. The transcript has 5 exons. The record is from RefSeq and is a predicted model, not a curated record. Gene Ontology annotation, biological process: protein stabilization. Bases 328 to 1335 code for a protein of 335 amino acids.